Vitis vinifera (wine grape) is the source of this 1943-nucleotide messenger RNA. Its product is annotated as aldo-keto reductase family 4 member C10. The record is from RefSeq and is a predicted model, not a curated record. Gene Ontology annotation, cellular component: cytosol. The coding region runs from base 509 to 1591 and encodes 360 amino acids. Gene Ontology annotation, molecular function: aldose reductase (NADPH) activity. Lineage: Eukaryota; Viridiplantae; Streptophyta; Magnoliopsida; Vitales; Vitaceae. The transcript is spliced from 4 exons.
UGCCUUGAAAAUUAUUGUCUCUUUCUCUGACUUCAUCUUUGGUUUUCUUUCUUUAUUUUCUUCAUAUUUGUAUUAAAAUACUCUUAAUUAUUGAUAUCGAUUCUCCAAGAGAGAGGGGGUCUCGUGGUUUUGUUUCGUGUUUGUUUCUCUCUCUGCUCUCUGCUGCCGUUGUUGACCACGCCCUUCCAUUUGAAUACAAUUAUUUUAUUUGCGAACAAGUCUUCUGGGUUUGGUAAUUUCCUGGAAAUAAAUAGAGGGUCGUGUGUGCUUUUGUUUGUUUACUUUGAUCUUUCUGUUUUGGGGUUCCAAUUUGAUGUACAGUCAAUGAAUUAUACUUUGGGUUUGUGUUUGAUUGGUGAGGUUUCAUUCAGAUAAAUCACCAAACAGAAGUUUUGUUCCGGCGUUGUUGGAAUUGUGAUUCUCUGGCUCUUGCAUUACUGUGAUUUCUUUGGUUGAUCAGUAUCUAUAUCUUGUGUGCGUAUUUGUUCAUCCCAAAAGGCUUGAGGGGAUGAAAGGAAAGGGCGGGGCACCAGGAACCUACUUCCUGUUGAAUACCAAAGCAAAAAUUCCUGCUAUAGGUCUGGGGACAUGGCAGAGUGGAGGGGACCUUUGUGUUGAAGCUGUAAAAAGGGCGUUGUCAGAGGGUUAUCGUCAAAUAGAUUGUGCCCAUCUUUAUGGGAAUGAGGUUGAAGUCGGGGAAGCACUGGCUGAGGCUUUCAAUGGUUCACUGAAGAGGGAGGAUGUUUUUUUGACUUCUAAGCUGUACUGCACGAUGAAUUCGCUCAAUAAAAUUGAGAAUUCUGUUAGAGUUUCUCUUAAGAACUUAGGAGUUACAUACUUAGAUCUCUAUUUGAUGCAUUGGCCAGACAUUACAGCGUUUGGUGAUGCUACGGAUCCUCCUUCCAAUUCUGGAAAUGACCAUAGGCAGUUUUUGAACCGAUUGAAGAAAGCAUGGAAAGCUAUGGAGGGUCUGAUUGAGUUGGGUCUGGUUCGAGCUAUUGGAGUUAGCAAUUUUGGGGUUCAGCAGAUUAAGGAACUGCUUAAAUUCGCAAAGAUUGUACCCGCGGUAAAUCAGGCAGAAUUGCAUCCUUUCUGGAGGCAAGAUGAGCUCGUGAAGUUUUGUCAAUCAAAGGGCAUCCAUGUAUCUGCUCACACACCUUUAGGAGUACCAGCUUCUGGUCCUGGACCAUCCGAUAGUGGAUCAGGUGGAGAAGAUGAACCUGGAACUCCCCGGAUAUCAUUCAGGAGGUCAAGAUCAGUUCAUGGGCCGAUGUUGAAAUUGUCGGUUGUUGCAGAAAUCGCAGAUAGACAUAAAAAGACACCCGAGCAGGUCAUUUUACGGUGGGGACUGCAGAGAGGGACCAGUGUUCUACCUUGUAGUCUGAAGGCUGAUCGGAUCAGGAAAAACAUAGACAUCUUCAGUUGGUCUCUGUCAGAUGAUGAGUGUAACUGCCUGAACCAGAUAGAACCUCAAGUAUGUUUAUUUGGAAACGGUCCUCUGAAUAACCUCCCAAACAGUGGCUUUAUGCCUGGAAGUGGCCCCCUUCAGUCUGUGCGCGAGAUGGAAGACGACGUGGAGUCCAAUACUUGAUGUUUGGAAAUAUUUUCUUGUGACAUUCUGUCAUUUGAGAUAACAUCUUCAAGUUAUAAUAUGGCAUGCGAACAUAUGCUGGUUGUUUGUAAGAUUGUUUUGUGAGAUUCUCUCUUUGGUGGAUGCUGAAUUUGGAGUCAAAAGAUACAUUAUUGAUGGAGUUGAAGUGGUGAAUAUUUCCUCUUAAAGAAAGAUGUUUUAUAUCUUCCCACAGGGGUGUGUUUCAAAUGUAACAUUGUCAAGAAAAGUGGCUACUGUACAUGAACCCACCACAAAACAACAAAGAGGUACUACCUUUUCCUCUGAAAGUUUCAAGACAUAAUAUAUGAAUACUCUUGAUUUUUCAUUAUCA